Seminavis robusta is the source of this 546-nucleotide messenger RNA. NCBI's taxonomy places the organism in Eukaryota, Bacillariophyta, Bacillariophyceae, Naviculales, Naviculaceae. The record is from the annotation of a GenBank genome assembly.
AUGAGAUUUCGUUGCUUGUUCUUUAAGAGCGUUGUGCUCUUGGCUGCUUCCCAUGUAUCCCUUGCUGAUAAAGGAGACCCAAUCCCCUGUAGUGUAGCCUCAGAUUGCCAUGCCCUCCUCCAGUCUAGCUCUGCGUGUGUGGAUGGAUUCUGUACCAAUCCAUUCCGAGGUGGGUGCUUGAAGCAGCUCAAGGAGGGAUGGAACAAGACAAGGGCUUGUCACUCAGAGGAUACUGAGGAGAAUCUCCAGCACUGUACAAUCCCCGAAUUUGAGGAUGACUAUAUGGAGAUCCGUAUCUCUGCCCUCAAUUGGCAAUCCGCAUACUUCAAUGCCUGGAUCUUGCAGAUUCUGCUUUCAGAGCUUGUUGGUGUCCCAUCCACAAUCGAAACAGGGAAUGCAGCUGGCAACAUGGAUUUCUAUGAUGCCACCAGACCGAUGGAGCUAGGGGAUGCCCAUGACUGGGAAGGACUUCGUCGGGCACAAGAAGUGGGAGAUUGCCGUGUCUUGAAUCAUCUGGAGAUGACUAUCAGUCCUGCUCUCAUGUAG